AGACAUUCAAGGGAUACGUGGCUGGGCGAUUGCUUUGGUUGUCACAUUUCACUUCUUUCCUGCUUAUUGCCCGAAUGGAUAUGUUGGAGUAGAUAUAUGCGACGAAUGAUACGCAUUCCGCAGUAUGCUAUAUAAGCCGCCACCGAGAGCACAAGGGGGAAUUUUGUACCACGCCUCGAGGAGUCGAGCUAGCGACCGCCGACUGGCUGCCCAAGCUACCCCUCCACUGUUACAGGCUGAUGCCUGCCCGACCAGCAACUCAAUGUCCAUGUUGUUAUAUUUGAUU
Messenger RNA from Cylicocyclus nassatus, 286 nucleotides. Lineage: Eukaryota; Metazoa; Nematoda; Chromadorea; Rhabditida; Strongylidae. The record is from the annotation of a GenBank genome assembly.